Molecule: messenger RNA, 1841 nt
Organism: Gekko japonicus
Lineage: Eukaryota; Metazoa; Chordata; Lepidosauria; Squamata; Gekkonidae
Gene: CMC1
Product: C-x(9)-C motif containing 1
Exons: 4
Coding region: 55-384 (109 amino acids)
Cellular component (GO): mitochondrion
Source: RefSeq, a predicted model, not a curated record
UUCGAACCUGCUCAAGUUGCCACCGCAUUAGCGGGGCUAGUAAGAAAGUUACAGAUGGAGCCUGCCUCUAGCGUGGAAGGGGAACCCCAUCUCAGACAUGUUGAGAAGGACAUUUUGAUUCCCAAAAUCAUGAGAGAGAAGGCCAGAGAGCUGUGUUCAGAAAAAGUGGAUGCCUUUACCAAAUGUUGUAAAGAAACGGGGUUUCUGAUGGUGGUAAAAUGCAGAGAAGAAAAUGCAGCCCUGAAAGAAUGUCUCACCGCCUACUACACCAAUCCAGCAUUUUAUGAAGAAUGCAAGGCUCAAUAUUUAAAGCAAAGGGAAGAUUUCAGAACAAAAGGAAUCCGUCCUGCUCAGAAGGAUCGGAGACUUCCUACUAGUAUGUAGCCAACUUUUAGGUGUUUGGCAGUAUUUUUUUAACCUGAACUACAUAUGCCUUUAAAUGAUGGAAUAAUUUAAUAAAAUACUCUUUUCAACCUGAUCCACUUGAAAUGGAGCAUCAAAGUAUGGCCUAUUGCAUGAAUUCAGAAGUGCUGACACUUUAUAAUAUGCAGCAUCCUGAGAAAUUACUAUAAAUUGAGCUUCAGCUGCUGAUUACAGUAACCUGCUUCAUGUUACACAUGUGAAUAUUAGACAUCAACUGGAGAGCUGUUCCUUCUGUACACAAUUUCCUGCCUGAAUUAGACAACCUUCCAUAUAGGGAGCCUGUUGCAGAACAGCUCAUUUCUGUAAAUAAACAUGCUUUUCUAUAACUUGUUAAUGUACUAAAUCUGGCAAGACUGAGCCCCAGGCAAUAGAAAUCUAGCUGUGUUGUGCAUCUUUUGGGUAAUGUUACUGGAGAAGAAAAUCCAUAUUUAACUUUAAGGGCAGCAUAAUGUAGAAGUGACCAAUUCUGGUACUUUCUUCCUAAAGAGGAAACUGAGAAGUUUCUUUUUAAAUUAGAGUGGGUUACCAGACUAAGGAUCAAAAGUAGGAGGGACUUUUUUACUUGAUUGAAGAGGUGGAAGGUGCUUCUCUGAUUCUGACCUUCGUUCUGUGUUCCUCACCUGGGACACGUUUCAGUGAGGUUAUUCUGCUUUGAGGCAAGAAUUCUUUUGAAUACAGAAAGCUCCCUCCUACAGAAAACUGAACAGGGAGAAGUGUUCCAGCUGGCAAUCUCCUUGAAAAUUGCUUGAGCUUCAAUUUUUUACUUAUUUGUUUUGGAGGAGCAUUCAGACAGCUGAGCCUUAACUUGUAGUCUUGGCUAAUGCAACUGUGUCUUAGGUUUAACAGGCUGUCAUGGAGAUCUACUUGCUGUACCUAGUCUACCCCACUGUUUCUGUCCCUGUUUUUAUGAAGGGAAUGUAACAAACACUGUUACAAUUGAGUAGGCUGUAGCUGUUGGCCCCGCUCUUCUCCUAAUGGAGUAUUCUUAUCCUUAAAAAGACGACAUGAACCACCCUGAGAAACAAUGAGAUACAAGUAUACCAUUUAAGACACUCCUGCACCAUGCAAGGACCACUGCAGCUCUUUUUGGUAGCUGUCUGAGGGAAUUUAGUCCUUUCCUGCCUCCUUGUGGAAACAUCUAAAGCAUCAUCCAGAAGAAUGGCAUGGUCACACACCACCUUAUGUGUCCCUCACCACUUCAGAGGCAGCUGACGGACUCAGCCCUAGUUUUUGCCACUGCCAGCUAGCCACAGAAUUAUCAAACUAAGUCUGAAUUAGUAGGGAAGUAAAUGCCUUGUGUAGUCUACUGGUGAGAAUCAUAGCUAAUGCUGUGGGUAGGAGAGGAGGAGGAAUGCAGGUAGAAAGAGAUAUGGUGGUUCGGACACAGAUGAUGGCAGGCUUUCUAAUACUUUCCUUUU